CUUCAUAUUCCCUUCCGUUCCGAUUCCAUCCGCAUCGGCGACGACGACAGACGCCGGGAGAGACGCCUCCUCGUCUUCGCCGCCGGUAAAAUUUCCUCCUCGGACGAUUCUCCAGCAGGUUUGGGUGUCGUCGAUUCAUCCUCCUUCCCAGGCAUCAGUCAGAGUUUUCUAUUUCAACUGUUUCUCUUUGUAGCAUAGGAAGCGUUGGGACUGUCUGCUUCUGCUGUUGAACAACAAUAUGGGUUCCAACAACGAAAGGUUCAAGAAGGCAUUUGAGGCCAUGAAGCCUCUUGGCAUCUCCAAGAAGCAGAUGAAACCCAUCCUGAGGCACCUGUACAACCUAUUCGACAAGAACUGGGAACCCAUCGAGGAAGAGAACUAUCGCAUCCUUGCUGACGCCAUACUCGAUGCUCAAAAUGAACGGCCAAUGCCCGCCGCUCCCAAUGACGAGACAAAUGGGGAGCCCACGCCUCACAGCUCAACACAGCUCAGGCCAGACGACCAACGCCCUUCAGCUUCUGCUAGUUGCUAUUACACGGAUGUCAACGAUAAUGAGACCCCCCUGAUCAAGAGAUCCAGGAGAUCCAGGAUGAGCUCAGCUGAUUUCGUACAUGAGCAGCCGACGCAACCUAUUGCUAUAGAAGGCAUGUCUUCCCAGCCUGCUUCACUGCAACCCAAUGAACCAAUUAGGGCAUUGGCAGUAGUGCGGCAAGCUGAUGACCAUGGGGAUCCUUCCUCUAUUGUCGCCUGUAAGAGGGAUAAAGGAUUGUUGCUUGAAAGUCCUGAAGAUGUUCUCUUCCUAAACGGGCCCGAGCCUGAAAUUGAUCUUCCAGCUGCUCCUGUUGCCAAGCAUCUCAAUACCAGCUCUUCAGGUGGGAAGAACAUGUUAAUUAAACAUUCUAAAACAAGGGAGGUGUUGGGAUCUGGUGCUGAUGAGGUUGGAUAUCCUGUUCAAAAUACUCCUCAGACACCUUCUGUUGAACUUGAUUUAGCUUCGUCCACUAUGGGUGAGGUGAAGAUGUCAUUGAAAUGCAAGUUUGACCCUUCAAAGGUCCGCAUUAGUUUGGACAAAGUCUUGAAAAUGGUCGAGGAUAAAUGUCUUCGCUCAUACAAGAUUCUACCACCUGAUUUUUCUAUUGGCAAGCUGAUGAAUGAGGUCUGCCAAUAUGUUGCAGAAUCAGGUGCUGUGCAUUCUGAAGCUCAGAGCAAAGGUGGCAGCUUGCAAAAAGAGGCAGUGGAGUCCGAUGCUCCUUCCGUGAAGCCAAUUGCCUGUAAACAUGCUGUUGACGGGAAUAGUAAUGCUGCUGUAGGAUUCACAGUGUCUGAAUCCUCUGAACCUACCUUUCAAAACUGUAUAGUUUCUUGUCAGCCUGAGUUGCCACUUUCUAAGCAAAGGCCACUCCAUGAUGUUGCUGACAUAUCAAAGGGAGAAGAAAGAGUUAGUAUACCUAUUGUAAAUGAAUUUGGCAGUGAGAGUUGUCCGCCAUUGUUUUAUUACAUACGGAAGAAUCUCGUGUUCCAAAGUGCUUAUGUCCACACCUCGCUUGCAAGGAUUGGCAAUGAGGAUUGCUGCACAGAUUGUUCAGGUGACUGCUUAUUAGCACCACUUCCAUGUUCCUGUUCUAGGUUAACUGGAGGUGAGUUCGCAUAUACACCAGAGGGUCUGGUUAAGGGAGAAUUCCUUGAUGAGUGCAUCGCCGUUAACCACUUCCCAGAAAAGCAUAAUAAGUUCUACUGUAAAGCUUGCCCUCUCGAAAGAUCCAAGAAUAACGCCUUACCAGAUCCAUGUAAAGGUCAUCUGGCCAGAAAAUUCAUUAAAGAGUGCUGGAGUAAAUGUGGCUGUGGCAUGCAGUGUGGAAACCGUGUCGUUCAGUGUGGGAUAACAUGCAAUCUCCAGGUGUUCUUCACAAAGGAAGGGAAGGGCUGGGGAUUACGCACGCUGGAUGAGCUGCCAAAAGGUGCUUUUAUCUGCGAAUAUGUUGGAGAGAUACUGACAAACACUGAGCUACACAAAAGAACAGUUCAAAAUGAAAAACGAUCUAAGCAUGUGCAUCAAGUUCUCCUGGAUGCUAAUUGGGGUUCUGAAGGGGUGUCGAGAGAUGAAGAAGCUCUAUGCCUUGAUCCAACAUUUUAUGGGAAUGUUGGGCGAUUUGUCAACCAUAGAUGUUAUGAUUCAAAUUUAGUUGUGAUCCCUGUUGAAGUUGAGACUCCUGAUCGUCAUUAUUAUCAUGUUGCAUUUUUCGCAGCCAGGAAAAUUAAGGCUUUUGAGGAGUUAACAUGGGAUUAUGGCAUUGACUUUGAUGGUACUGACAUAGCAUUCGAAUGCAUGUGCGGGAGCAAGUAUUGCCGCAAUCCGAAGAAUUCAAGGAAGAGGGCUAGAGCAGCGACAAGUGGAAGCUAGAGAGGAAUUUGGCCAAGAGGGCUUUUGGGUUGGUGGAAGCAGCAGAUAUGAAGAUUUCGUUGGUUGGUUUUAUGAUGAUGGUUAGAUAGGUGCGAUGCCACAGUGUGUGUUAAUAGGGGUUUGGGAUGAACUGGUAACUUGAUAGUCUGGCAACUCAAUGUUACUAGUACUAGGUAACUUACUGUCACUUGAGGCCGUUUGUGUGUGUGCGCGCACCUGUGAAUUUCGUCAGUCUUGUUACCCAACUACCUGCCUGUAGCAGCAGUUAACUUUUGGCUUCUCUAGCUGCUCUGCAUCUCUUGUAGAUGGCUAUUUUAUGCUAGUAUUCUCUUGGCUUCA
Messenger RNA from Brachypodium distachyon (stiff brome), 2740 nucleotides. RefSeq names its product histone-lysine N-methyltransferase SUVR4. Gene Ontology annotation, cellular component: nucleus. The transcript is spliced from 9 exons. The coding region runs from base 239 to 2401 and encodes 720 amino acids. Gene Ontology annotation, molecular function: protein binding; histone methyltransferase activity; zinc ion binding. The record is from RefSeq and is a predicted model, not a curated record. Lineage: Eukaryota; Viridiplantae; Streptophyta; Magnoliopsida; Poales; Poaceae.